Myripristis murdjan (pinecone soldierfish) is the source of this 1797-nucleotide messenger RNA. Its product is annotated as G/T mismatch-specific thymine DNA glycosylase-like. Lineage: Eukaryota; Metazoa; Chordata; Actinopteri; Holocentriformes; Holocentridae. Bases 71 to 1381 code for a protein of 436 amino acids. Gene Ontology annotation, cellular component: nucleus. Gene Ontology annotation, molecular function: pyrimidine-specific mismatch base pair DNA N-glycosylase activity; uracil DNA N-glycosylase activity. Gene Ontology annotation, biological process: base-excision repair, AP site formation. The transcript is spliced from 10 exons. The record is from RefSeq and is a predicted model, not a curated record.
CUUCUGUCGCCUGUAUUACUGUGUCUGACCGCCGAAUGAAUCAGUUUGUUCAAGUAAAUCAGCGGUAAAGAUGGAGGAACAGCAGUUUACAUCACUGACGGUUCCUUCGGAUUAUUUCCAGCAGUGGUACCAGUCCAGCCAGCAGCACCCCAAGGCCCAGCAUGUGAUGCCAUACCACAACAUGGGCCAGUACGCAGAAGGUUCCAGAGAGGAGCCCGUCAUGGCCGAGCUGUCUGUUCACCAGGAGCUACCUCUUCCACAGGACUUCCCCUCACACCAAAACUGUGCCCCGGUCCAGCACCAAGAGCUGCUUUACCACCACCACUACCACCAGCAGCAGCAGCAGCAGCAGCAGCAGCAGCAGCAGCAGCAGCAGUUGGUGGCCCAGCACACAGCUCACCUCCAGUUCACAAGGCCACCGCAGGAGCCAGGUGUCCAGCAGCAGCCUCAGCCCACCGGUCCACCCCAAGCUGCAACACCAGUGAAGAAGAAGAGAGGGAGGCCUCCUAAGCAGCAGGCCGACGAGGGCAAGACGCAGGAGGAGCUCAACGAGAACGAGGCUGCCAAGAAGGCCAAAAGGGUUCUCAACCGCUUCAAUGGCAUGUCAGUGGCUGAGGUUAUGGCCAAAACCCUGCCAGACAUUAUUACCUACAAUCUUGACAUUUUGAUAGUUGGUAUUAACCCGGGAUUGCUGUCAGCCUUCAAAGGACAUCAUUACCCCAACCCAGGAAACCAUUUCUGGAAAUGUCUGUUCCUGUCUGGUCUGACAGACCAGCAGCUCAACUACAUGCACGACCAGAGCCUGCCCGAGAAAUACAGCAUCGGCUUCACCAACAUGGUGGAGAGGACCACACCCGGAAGCAAGGACCUCUCCAGUAAGGAGAUUCGUGAGGGAGGCCGGCAAUUACUCGAGAAGCUGCAGAAAUACAAACCAUUAAUAGCAGCUUUUAAUGGAAAAUGUAUUUACGAAAUCUUCUGCAAAGAAAUCUUUGGAGUAAAGGCGAAGAAUCUUGAGUUUGGUUUACAGCCGUACAAAAUCCCAGACACUGGAACGGUGUGCUACUUGAUGCCCUCCUCCAGCCCGCGCUGUGCCCAGUUUCCUCGUGCGCAGGACAAAGUGCAUUUCUACAUCAAGCUGAAGGAGCUACGGGAUCAGAUCAAGGGCGUGGCACCCAGCCGCGACGUGAUGGAGACCCAGUACUCCUUCGAUCUGCAGCUGGCUAAAGAGGAUGCUAAGAGGAUUGCAAUCAAAGAGGAGCAAGUGGACCCGGAAUAUGAGAGCUGUGGCGGCGGGAUGCACGAGGACGCCCGGCAGAGCAGCAGCUACUUCAGCAUCUCUGCCACCACAGAGACAGGAGCCAACAAUAAAGUCCAGGCGUGAACAUCAUGACUUGUAACGAGCGGCCGAGCAGGCAACAGAUACCUACUGAAACAGUAGCACCACACUUUUAACGGGGGUGACGGGUCCUCUGAAGACACCACAGAGGAAGACCAAAUAGAAGAAGAGUCAUGGGGUCAUACAGUUCCCUGAGGCAUCAGGACGAGUCACACAAAGGAGGAAUGAAAAUCAUUUUCAAACUCUUUCUAACAGACUGUUCAUGUUUAUUGGUGUUUUAUUUCUUUUUUUUUUUUUAUAACUAUUUAUUGCAUUUCAUACAGCAUGUGUGUCCAGUGACUUAUUUUUGUAUUUUGAAAGAAUGGAAUUUUAUGAUUAUUUGUGUAAAGGUGGAAUUUUAAGUCUGGACUUUCUAGUUUAUGAUCUCAGAGCUAUUAAAUCCCUGGUAAAACUGGUUUGAA